CAGCAGCAGCAACAGUGGCUCAGGUUGAUUUAGAAUAUGGAUGACAGUGGCCUGGCUCCAGCCCAUGACUGACGAAAGCUGCUUAUCCCUCUUGGUUACCAUGGAGAUGAGCAGUAGCAGCAGCAGCAGCAGCAGGAGCAUAGAGGCUGUCAGGGAGAGAAUCAGCAAUCAGGCAUCUGUGGGGGUCUGCAGGAGGAAGGAGGAGGCAGAAUCGGGGACACACACAGCAGACAUGGACUUGCAUUGUGACUGUGCCGCCGAAACUCCUGCAGCAGAGCAGCCCUCUGGGAAGAUUAAUAAAACUGCUUUCAAAUUAUUUAAGAAGAGGAAAUCGGGUGGCACUAUGCCCAGUAUAUUUGGGGUAAAAAACAAAGGGGAUGGGAAAAGCUCGAGUAAAACGGGGAUGGUGAGAAGCAAGACUCAUGAUGGAUUAGCCGAGGUGUUGAUGCUGGAAAGCAGCAAGAAGGAGGAAGCGAGCAGCGGCGGGGGCAGUGCCGGCGGCGGUAGCGGGGACCAGCUGAACGCGGAUACCCACCCCAGAGCUGCGGUGACCACUGUGAGUUCUCUAGCUAACAGCUCCGUGGCCAAGUCACACAGUUUUUUCUCGCUGUUAAGAAAGAAUGGGAGAUCGGAGAAUGGCAAAGGAGAGCAUGCAGAUCAAAACAAGGCUGGCAGCAAACAAAAGAAAGGGCUGAAAGGGAUCUUUAGCAGUAUGCGCUGGCAUAAGAAAGAUAAACAUGGAAAGGAAGAGGAAAAGGAGGAACCCUCUGAAAUCCAGUCCAGCCUCAUUCUGCCUGGCUCGCUAACAGCCAGCUUGGAGUGUAUCAAGGAGGAAAUUCCCAAACCUUUGUGUGAACCAGAGAACCUCACCAAGGAAAUUAGAAAAGAGCCAUCCUGUGAGUUCCGGGGGGGAGAAGAGGUGAAUGCUUCAGUGGACAAGCCCGAAGUGAGGAAUUCUGGGGAGUCACUCAGUCCGGUGUUACAUAACAACAAAAACACACGGGGAGAGGAUGCCGCUGGGUAUCGGCAGGAGGAGAGACCCAGAGAAUCGCGGGAGCCCGGGACUGGGGACAGCCAGGCAGCCCAGGAUGCGGCUAGAACAGGCUGUGGAGAUAUUAUUGCGGACCAGGAGGAUGAGGCAGGUGCCAGCUGCGACAAGAAUGCCUCUGGGACAGGCAAGCCAGCUCCCUCCAAAAAGAACCCCAACAUGGUGGCCUACCAAGGAGGAGGGGAGGAGAUGGCGAGCCCAGAUGAAGUGGACGACACCUACCUCCAGGAAUUUUGGGACAUGUUAUCCCAGACAGAGGAGCAAGAAGCACAAGAGCCCCAAGGUGUCACAGCCAAGGCAGCAGCAGGAGCAGCAGCCAAGGAAGCCAAGGUAGCCCCUGAAUCCUCCAAAGAUGGCAGGGUUAAGGAAGGAGCUAGGGAUGGCUCCUUGGUUAAAAGAAGUAGGAUUGGCAGAAUUCCCAUUGAGCUACAUCAGAAGGAGGAUCCAAAGCACCGAGAAAAAGAGCAGCAGGAAGGUAUCCCCAACAGUGAUGAAGGCUACUGGGAUUCUACCACUCCUGGCCCAGAAGAAGACAGCACCAGCAGUACCCAGAAGGCAGGGAUCCCCAGGGACAGCUACAGUGGGGAUGCUCUCUAUGAUCUCUACACAGAUCCGGAGGAAAAUCCAGUAGGUCUACCCUCUGAUGAAAACGUGACCUCCUUGUCUCGCUCCAAGCCAGUGUCUCCAGUAACCAUAACCUGCCCCCUGAAAACACCCAGCAGUUUGAUCAAGGACUCCAAGAUUCCCAUCAGCAUCAAACAUCUAGCGUCCCUUCCUGCCAGCCAUCCUGUGGUGCACCAUCACCCGACCAGGAGUGAGAUCCCCAGAACAAAAAUCCCUGUUUCCAAAGUGCUGGUCCGGAGGGUCAGCAACAGGGGUUUAGCUGGGACCACAAUCAGAGCCGCAGCCUGCCAUGAAGGUGCGAAAAAGUUGUAAGGCCUUGAAGGUCAAGAGAGACCACAUCACAGGAAUGGCAAUUUCACUGGAAACCACUAAGGAAAGUUUUGCUUCAUUUAAGGAAAGUCUUCUAGGACAGCCUCUUCUACAUAGCCCGGACUGGAAUUAUUUAUGUUUUUUGGGAAAAGGGAUACAGCCUAUGUGAGAGGGGGGUGCUACCCAUUAGGUUCCCUUCUCAAGCAAACUUUUUCACUGAAGAUUCUUCUCAAGCACUUUUUUCUUUCUUUCUUUCUUUCUUUUUUUUUUUUUUAACUUUCUACCACGUUUUGGGAAGCACUAAACACUGGGAUGGAGAUUAUGUUUUCUUGCUUUUGCAGAACAGGACCUUAACAAACUUUUAGCAAACAUCUAGCCAUGAUGCUAAGUUGUGCCAAGAGUUGUCCAGAAUGGCCAGGGUACAGCUCAAAGUGAAAAAGAGGGCCUCUCUCCAGUAUACUUUUUUCUCUUUUUCCCCAUGGGUAGGAGAAAUUAUUCUCUGCAUUACUACUGUAUGGGGGAAAAUCACAAAGUCGAAUGAGCCAGGUAUUUAUCCAAUGAACAAAGAGAACCAGUGAUUGGCCACAGACGUAACUUGGUUUUUGGUUGCUAGCUAUGAAAAGAGAUGACUUUCUAUUAACAGAAGUAUAUAUGUGUGUCUGUAUAUAUAUGUAUGUAUUUAUAUAUAUGUAUGUAUAUAUGUGAGUGUGUGUAUAUGUAUAUAUAUACACAGAUACAUAUAUAUGUAUUAUAUAUAUAUAUAUAUAUAUAUAUUUGUUGGUUUAGAUCAAUUGAAAUGAGGAAUAACAGACACAUCUAGUUCAAUGGUGCAGACGUUUGCUUCAAUACUUAUCCAUUGUAGAAACCAGGAUCAGGGAAAUAUUUCACUAAAUGCCAAUAGACAGUACUUUUUGCAUUUAUAAAAUACAGCAUUCUUUAUGUGUAGAUAAAUGCUUAUUUUGCAGUUUGACAUUUUAUAAAAUCUGUCAGUAAAACCCAAAAUUGAAGCAAUCAGUUUUUGUAGCUAGGCAAGAUAAUUGUCUUAAACCCAAUUCUAUCUUUGAUGUAAGGCUGUGAACUCGAGCAAAUCUGUUUGUUUAAAUGGAUUCUUUUCCUUUAGUCUGUGGCUGUUGGUGGGAGGUUGGCUUGUCUUUGCCUUUGGUAACAAUCUGUCAGAAUUCUCUCACAAAAUCCCAGUUUUCAGGGGUUUGCUAAUUUGGCUUGAAAUGUCUUUGGCUCCAAAGUCAAUUUUCAGUCAGAGGAAAUGAAGAUGGGGAGCAUCUAAAGAAAACAAUGAAAAGAAAAAAGAUGUAUCUGGCUGUUUAUGACAUUUGGCUUUUGUUUUUAGUUUUAAUGACUGAUCCAGGUGACUCAAAAUAUGAAAUUGUCAAGUUUGUGUAUAAUGAAUAUUUUUAUGCCAAGAUUUUUUUUAAAGUGGCUUCCCUAUAAAUGUGUAUUGUCUAAUUUUUCAAAGAGGAAAUUUAUUUCAUAAGGAUUUAUCCUAUGCCUACUUAUAAAUUUGGAUGAUAGAUUGAAACAGCUCCUACAAUGCCAUUAAGGUCUAAUGAUUAAAUAAUAUGCAUUUUGAAACAGAUUACCCUUAUUUAAUCAAUAGACCAGAGUGUCUACAGGGAGAUGUUUCAGUGCAUCAGUAUUAGACAGAGUUAAAUGAACCUAUAAAUACUUAAAUGAUGUAAACACUUCUACAUAACCACACAUUUACCUGAGUGCUUUCAUAUGUGAUUAACUGCUACUUGCAAACUUUUUUUUUACUGUAUUUUUCUGCUUUCUAAAUAGAACAAGAAGGAAAAUUAAAUAUAGGAUAACAGUUCUGAUAAUAUUAAGGACCUGAUGCAAAAUAUCCCAAGAGAGAGGAAAUGCAAAUCUGUGUCAAAAACUCAAAGCAGGUUGCUUCUUCUUCUUCUUCUUUUUUUUUUUAAAACCUGCUAACCUGAUUUAAGGAUAAGGAAGAAGUGAUUCCUUGGCUUCUUAGAGUCAGACCCCUGACAUUUUUGCUUUCUGGAAUGUAUAUCCUUAAUGUUAUUUUGAAGUAAUGUUUUAAUAUUUAAUUUCCUUCUGCUGUCUAUAUGUGUGACCCUGUUACUCAAAGUCACAGCCUUAAAUAUACUGUAUCCAUAACCACACACAGAAGCAAAAUAUCUUCCUCCUGCUUAUAGAUGCACAAGUACACACACACACACACACACACACACACACACACACAACCUAUUCAUAUGCUCAUUUACUUAGCCAUGCAUAAAUUGACAAAGAAAAGCUAAUUGGUUCCCUCUUUGAAAGAUUCUGACAAUUGUUUUUGGUUCAGGAAGGAGGUAGGUUGCAUUUGACUCAAUACUGGCUUCUAGAUUUUAAAGGCUAAAAAUGUAAUUCACUCUCUCAAAUGAGUGCAGAGAACAUAAUUUCAAUCCUAACCAAAAGACAAAGAAUCUUUCUUUCAAUCUCAUUUUCCUCCCUAUACAAGUGAUAUUCUCCUUUGCAUGAAUACACAGAAAAAAUAUGUCUGUCUAUUUGUACAGAGAACUGGAAAUUGAGGGAGAGAGAGAACACUGGAGAAUUAUGGCACAUUCCAGGGUUGUAGGGACCAGAUCAUAGAGUUAUAAAGGUAAAGGUACAUCAUUUAAACCCCAGGGGAAAUACAUUUUCAACUGAGAAGAAUUUAUGAUCCACUUCUUCAUUCACUUCAAUGGAUUUGUAUAUCAUGUUCUCUUUGUUAUAAACAAGGGACACUUUACUGAAUGACUAACUAGCUAUUCAAUAUUAAAGAUAUUUUUAUUUCUUUCUUUCCCUUUCUCUCUAUCAUUUUCUUUCAUGUUUCUCACUUAUUAUGCCCCCAAAGAAUUCUAUGUCUAUCAAUUGAAGAAAGGAGUCAAGUCUUGGGGUAUGUAAUGCCUCUGUGACUAUUUACUAAGAGGGCAUUGGGGUGGUAAGAAAAACAUGGUUAACUCUUUUAUAGACACAGACAGGGACAUUUCUGUGAGGCUGAUAGCCAAUACGAGCCUAUGAUUUCAUUUAUUAGUCUGUGAGAUUAUUUUUUUCUAAAGCUUUUCCAUUUUCUUGUAAAUCCUUUGAGUAUGAUUUAAUUGCCUUACAAUGACUACAUUUUAAAUAAUGGUUAUAAAAGAACAGCAGAGCUGAAAGCCAAUAUACACUAGAAUUAUAUAAUUUCAACAUUCCUGACAUUUUCAGCAAAGAGCUUGGUAGAUCUAACAGAGUGAAUAUGCAGCAUUGCUUACUAGAGAGAAUGCUGGACUUGAGCAUCAGAAAACCAGACUUAAGAAUCAGGAAGAUUUAGGGUCAGAUAUAUUAUUACCUCUCACACAUACAAGAUAUGUGACCAUGACCUUGUCCUUAAUCUCUUGGAAUUUUAGUUUAUUCAACUGUAAAAUGGGAAUAAAAAUAUUUGUUUCCUUUUUUUUGGUCAGGAUUGAGUAAGAUAAAGCUCUUUGCAGAUUUUAAAGCAUUAUAUAAAUGUUGGUUGUUUAGUCAAUCAGCAAUUAUUUAUUUAAAAAUUCCUACUAUGUGAUAAGUAUUGAUGGUGGAUGUUAUUAGAGAACCCCAAGAAUUGGUUGAUUCUGUCACUCUAGUUGAACAGCUAAGCAAUUUAGUGGUCAUCAGUCCAAUGAGUUGUCUGACCUGCUUUGUUUUCUCUUCAUAAAUACAACCUGUUAUUACGCA
Molecule: messenger RNA, 5674 nt
Organism: Sarcophilus harrisii (Tasmanian devil)
Lineage: Eukaryota; Metazoa; Chordata; Mammalia; Dasyuromorphia; Dasyuridae
Gene: AMER2
Product: APC membrane recruitment protein 2
Exons: 2
Coding region: 41-1984 (647 amino acids)
Biological process (GO): regulation of canonical Wnt signaling pathway
Cellular component (GO): plasma membrane
Molecular function (GO): phosphatidylinositol-4,5-bisphosphate binding; beta-catenin binding
Source: RefSeq, a predicted model, not a curated record